Messenger RNA from Entamoeba nuttalli P19, 561 nucleotides. Its product is annotated as adenylate kinase. Gene Ontology annotation, cellular component: nucleus; cytoplasm. The record is from RefSeq and is a predicted model, not a curated record. Gene Ontology annotation, molecular function: AMP kinase activity; ATP hydrolysis activity; ATP binding. The transcript has 3 exons. Bases 1 to 561 code for a protein of 186 amino acids. Lineage: Eukaryota; Evosea; Mastigamoebida; Endamoebidae.
AUGUCAACAGGUAAUCGACCUAAACCUAAUAUUCUUGUAACUGGAACACCAGGAACAGGAAAGAGUUUAGUAUGUUCUAUGAUAGCUGAAAGAACUGAUAUGAAUUAUGUUAAUGUAGGUGAUGUAGUGAAGCAAUAUGGAUUUUAUGAAGGAAGAGAUGAAGAAAUGGAUACACUUAUUUUAGAUGAAGAUAAAUUAUUAGAUUAUUUAGAAGAAAUUCAAAAAAAUAAUAAUUUUUUAUUAGAAUAUCAUUCAUCCGAAUUAUUUCCAGAGAGAUGGUUUGAUUUAAUAGUUGUAUUAAGAACGGAUAAUAGUGUUUUAUAUGACAGAUUAGUAAAUAAAGGAUAUAAACCAAAUAAAAUUGAAAAUAAUAUUGAUUGUGAAAUAUUUCAAAUUUGUUAUGAUGAAGCAAUGGAAAGUUAUCAACAUAAAUUAGUUUGGAUGUUACAAAAUGAUACUCCUGAACAACUUGAAUUUAAUGUAAAUUGUAUUUGCAAAUAUAUUGAGUUAUGGCCAAAAGCAUGGGGAAUAUCAGUAGAAGAAAUGCUUCAAAUACAUUAA